AUGGAUUCAUCGCCACGCAGUGCGCUGUUUCGUGAGAUUCACAAGAACACCUGGCUCAAGCGGAUCACCAGUGACGUGAAGAAGCUGACUGUUGGCACUAAAAGAUAUGAAAAAUUCUGGGUGGUAUUCUGCGUUCAUGACGACUUUGAUGCUCUCUUGGAAGGGUACGUGGAGCCCCGAAUGGCCCCAUCACACUCACCCGAGUGGACAGUCUCCCUCCAGCAGACACAGCACAUUUCACAUGCUCUAGUGCCGUUGGAGCAGGAGUACGAGUUCGUAAUCACCCUGAGUUCCGACGUUGUUCGCUUCAGUGCCUCAUCGUGGGAAAUUAUGCAAGAAUGGGUGGAUACUCUACGGUCAAAAUUGCGGGAGAUGAAGAUCCUCUCACCCAGAGAGAAUAUCUACAGCAAAUUACCCGAAAUUCGACCACCGCUCCUACCAACGAGAGAUCCAACAUCGCCAUUGCCAGCUCCACCACCUGUACCCGCAGCUCUGGUACCUGGAAUAGAAAGAAUCAAUCCUCCAGCAAUCACUGCAGUUCCCAGCACCAGCACUAGCACCAGCACCACAGUCACUACUGGACAAACUACACCCACCACAAGUGCAAUGUCCAAUACUCUCACACAGAAUCUCAUUGCUAUGCUAUCCAGUCCUAUUGCUAAUCUGCGACAGCAAUCAGAUGAUGGACAGGCUUCCGGGAGUACUUCACGGGCGUCAACUUCGACUUGUACGACUCAUAAUUUAACCAAUGGAUGUGCAAGUCCGGCUAAGAAAGCAACUUCAAAUUCCCAACAGAGCCUUGCAAAGACUUUCUCUGACAACGUAUUGGCCGAUCCCAAUACUUGUCCACCUUCUACAUCCAAUCAGGAUGGCCCAAUUGAAGGAUCAUCUCUUAAUGGGGUGACUGUUAGUGUUGAAGACAGAGAAUCUGGUGAGUUUACAUGAUUCAUUAAAAUUCAU
This is a messenger RNA of Phlebotomus papatasi, 960 nucleotides long. Its product is annotated as serine proteinase stubble. NCBI's taxonomy places the organism in Eukaryota, Metazoa, Arthropoda, Insecta, Diptera, Psychodidae. Gene Ontology annotation, cellular component: cytoplasm; plasma membrane. The transcript is spliced from 3 exons. The coding region runs from base 1 to 945 and encodes 314 amino acids. The record is from RefSeq and is a predicted model, not a curated record.